Molecule: messenger RNA, 267 nt
Organism: Bipolaris oryzae ATCC 44560
Lineage: Eukaryota; Fungi; Ascomycota; Dothideomycetes; Pleosporales; Pleosporaceae
Exons: 1
Source: RefSeq, a predicted model, not a curated record
GGUCUAGGAAGAGCAGUUACAUCUGGGAAAACGUGUUUUAAUUCUUCAGAUAGUCCUUUAUUCAACGAAGUCUUGAUUGCGACUAUUUCCUUAAACCCUUCUAAUGUAAUAUGUUAUUUAUCUCUAACCAAACAAAAAAUCCUUUUAAACAACUCAAAAUCAAUUUGUUUCUGUGUUAAAAGUGGAUAUUAUCAAAAUGGUCUAUUAUCACGUUUAAGUCCUUUAAAGAAGAAACACGAAACCGUGCGACAUUUUUUACAAAGGUAA